Polypterus senegalus (gray bichir) is the source of this 2138-nucleotide messenger RNA. It is a transcript of the gene rce1a, whose product is annotated as Ras converting CAAX endopeptidase 1a. The record is from RefSeq and is a predicted model, not a curated record. Gene Ontology annotation, molecular function: metalloendopeptidase activity. The transcript has 6 exons. Lineage: Eukaryota; Metazoa; Chordata; Cladistia; Polypteriformes; Polypteridae. The coding region runs from base 16 to 777 and encodes 253 amino acids. Gene Ontology annotation, cellular component: endoplasmic reticulum membrane. Gene Ontology annotation, biological process: CAAX-box protein processing.
UUAUAAACAUCAUCCAUGGAAUAUUGUAUUGUAUGGUUACUUCCCUCUGUAACAAGGGUUUAUUUAUUUUUACAGCCUGGCCCAUGCCUAUUUGCUUUAAUGGGAAUUCGUCUGGAGGGCAUAUUUUUUGCUGCAACACUGCCUCUGCUACUUACAAUGGUGUUGUUUCUGGGCCCCUUAAUACAGCUGACAAUGGAUUGCCCAUGGGAUUUUAUCGAUGGCCUUAAAGUUUGCUUGGAUCCAAGGUUCUGGAUGCUGUGCCUUUCAGACAUGCGGUGGAUGCGGAACCAGGUGGUGGCACCAUUGACUGAAGAACUGGUGUUCAGAGCCUGUAUGUUACCUAUGCUCAUUCCAUGUGCAGGGCUAUGGUCAGCCAUCUUUACUUGUCCACUCUUUUUUGGAGUUGCCCAUUUUCAUCAUGUUAUUGAGCUUCUUCGAUUCCGGCAAGGGACACUAUCAGGCAUUUUCUUAUCUGCAGUCUUUCAGUUUUCAUAUACAGCUGUUUUUGGAGCAUACACUGCAUUUAUUUUUGUCCGAACUGGACAUCUUGUGGGCCCAGUGCUGUGUCACUCAUUUUGUAACUACAUGGGAUUCCCUGCACUAAGUACAGCGCUGGAGCACUCCCAGAGAAUCACUAUCUUCACUUUUUACCUGCUUGGCAUGCUGCUGUUCCUUGUACUUCUUUUCCCAAUGACAGAUCCUACGCUUUAUGGCAGUGCACCUUUGUGCAGUUUGGCUCAGAUGACCCAGGGAGGGGUAGGAACUUUGUGCUCCUGACGCAAGGUCUGUCCUUCGGUCUGAUACCCCAUUAAUGCAGCCAUAGCCAGCUCAGGGGCAGAGGACAAUAAUAAAGCCAGCUUUUAAGCAAUGGAACUACAAUUUUAGUGAAAUGCUGUGAUUGAUAUAUAGAGUCUUCAGGGACUGAUGCCAUUCUUUUUUCCAGAUUAAAAAACAAACUUAUUUUAAAAUAUCUGUUUAAAGAGAGCUAUAUUUUGGGGGAAAAACAUAUAUGCAGUUGACUGAGAAAAGUGUUUUUGUGGUGUGGUAGGGGGAGUGUGUCGUGUUACAGUAUAUUUAUUAAUAUCCCUAAUUUUAAACUUGGUUUAUUUCCUGUAAGGUUAUGCAUAGUAUUUUGGACAGGGUAUAUUUUAUUUACAUUUAACCUCUUUUUUUUUAUUAGGUGUAACAAGAUGUUUCUGACAUUUAGUGAAAGGCAGCAUCUGCAUUUUUUGCAUAUUUCGUUUGACUGAAUUAUAGUAUGAUUUACUUAGACUACAUAUUUUCCAUCACCUUGUUUGGAUGUGUCAUUUGUACCUUUUAAUGUUUCAUGUGAGAUCCCUUGAUAAGUGAGAAAGUUAAUUCAGAUCUUUAUACUGUGGUAAUCUGAAGUCUGUUAAAUAUUUCCAAGGAUAUUUGGAUUCCAAAGAUAUUUAUAAUUUAAACUUGCAGUAAAAUACUUGACAGAUCUUUUCAAUAAUGGCGGAGUACCAAAAUAUAAUGGUCAAAGGGCUUCCAAGAUAUAUUGAUUUAGUAGUUACUUCAGCAACUUUUUCAUUUUAUACUUCAUAAAUAAUCCCCUCUAAAAAUGCUUGCAAAGAAACAUUAAGCUACAAGUGACUUUGAAAGUUGCAUAUUUAUAAAGUCAUUUUGGAUGGCGGUAGUUAAGUAUAAUCGUGUUGUAAUUUUUGGUUAUUAAGUUGAAUUCAACAAAAAGUAUCAAUUCUAUCUGAGCUGAGCUUCUGAAAGGCUCAUUUGAAUAAAAAAUACCUCCUUAUAUACCUAGAUUUUUAGAUUUCUUGAUAUAGUUUAGAAUAUUUUCAUUUUUGGUAAAUUUAAAAGGGACUACUGCAGUUUGCAUUACAAACAAAUUUUCUGAAAUGUGCAAUUUUUGUUUUUAAUUUGCAAACUUUUUGGUAUUUAAACCUAGUCUGUAAGCUUUAAAAAAUAAUAAUAAUAAUCCUUUACAUUUAUAUAGCACUUUUGUUUAAAAGGCGCUUAAAAUGUGUUGAAACAUUAAAUGUAGAAAAGCUACACAAAAGUUACCAUCCUGUCCAGUGCAGUAUUUAUCUAGUUAGUUAAUCUUGUUUCAUCUUUUCACAAAUGUGGAAAUCUAUAAUGUGUACUGUUUUGACUCUUAA